This is a messenger RNA of Rhodofomes roseus, 1804 nucleotides long. RefSeq names its product MFS general substrate transporter. The coding region runs from base 154 to 1773 and encodes 539 amino acids. Lineage: Eukaryota; Fungi; Basidiomycota; Agaricomycetes; Polyporales; Fomitopsidaceae. The record is from RefSeq and is a predicted model, not a curated record. Gene Ontology annotation, biological process: basic amino acid transport; transmembrane transport. Gene Ontology annotation, molecular function: basic amino acid transmembrane transporter activity. The transcript is spliced from 9 exons. Gene Ontology annotation, cellular component: fungal-type vacuole membrane.
ACCGACGCUGGGUCCUGGCCGAACGAAACCGUCUGGAGUCCGAGGACUUACAGUAAUCAUCCCAUGGCUAUCCUCUUAUCUUCAACUUGAGUGCGCCCGUAGCUGGGUGAACAGACGAGGUACUCGUCCGCUGUGCAGACUCGCGGACUCGGAAUGGCUGUCGACGAACGGACACCCUUGCUGAACGAUGCCCAGGAGGAAGUGAACACGAAUGGGCACGCACAAAACGGUGUUGACGAGGCGGCAUGUCCACAAGAUGAGGGUGCCCCGAAGCUCCAGGUGUCUAUGCCAGCAGUGAUGAGUUCCAUGAUGCUUGGCAUCUUCCUCAUGGCACUGGAUGGAACCAUUGUAGCCUCGACGUAUGCCUCCAUUGGCAGUGAGUUCCAUCGUUUAGAAAACACCAGCUGGAUCGCCACCGGAUACAUGCUCACAAUGACGAGCUUCCAACCACUAUACGGGAAGCUCAGUGACAUCUUCGGGCGGAAGGCAUGCCUCAUGUGUGCCAUGUCUAUCUUUGCCGUCGGUAGUCUGCUAUGCGGCCUCGCUCCCGACAUGAAUUCUCUGGUCAUCGCACGCGCAAUCGCGGGUAUUGGCGGCGGAGGUGUUGCAACAGUCAGUGUCAUCCUGAUGUCUGACAUCGUCCCGUUGCGUAGCCGGGGAACGUUGCAAGGAAUAGGCAACGUUGUGUUCGCAAGCGGCCAGGCGACUGGUGCGCCGAUUGGAGGUCUUUUCGCAGAUACAAUCGGGUGGAGAUGGGCAUUCAUCAUCCAGGUGCCCAUAGCCAUCCUAGCACUACUGUCAAUAGGCUUCGGCCUCAAGCUCCCUCCCAAAGAAAAUCAGGAAGACGUCAAAGCGAAGCUCAAGCGCAUCGACUUCGCUGGCGCCUUCACACUUGUGAUCGCCAUCUUCGCGCUCCUCCUCGCGCUCGACCGCGGUGGCAACGUCGCGUGGUCGGACCGUUUCACCAUCGCGGCCUUCGCAGUGUCCGGCGCCUUGACCGCCCUGUUCAUCAUCAUCGAGGUGUACGUAGCGUCGGAGCCCAUCACGCCGGGGCACAUCGUCGGGAACCGCACCCUGUUCUGCAUCUAUAUGGCGAACUUCCUUAUGGUUGGCGCGAACAUGACGAUGCUCUUCACGGUCCCGCUGUAUCUGCAGGCCGUCCGGCGGUUCACGCCCAGCCAGGUCGGGCUGACCCUUCUGUCGAACGUCAUUGCCGGGGCGAUCGGUAGCGUGCUCGCUGGGCUGGUCAUCAAGGCGACUGGAAAGUACUACUUGUUCACGAUCCUGCUCUAUUUCCUGUCGUUCGUUGGCAAUGUGAUCAUUGCGGGGGUGACCGGCCCUGUGGCGUUCACCCUUGCUGGCCUGUGCACCGGUCUGGCAUUGAUGAACUUCGGAGGAUGGGGCAGCUUGACUACCACGCUUGUAGCCAUGCUCGCAAACGCCGGGCAGCAAAAUCAGGCCGUUGCAACAGCUGUCUCGUAUCUGUUCCGUUCCUUGGGUGGCGUCGUCAUACUCUCCGCGUCAAUGACCCUCACGCAAGAGACCCUGCGCCAGCACCUGCGCGCGCGUCUCACGGGCGCCGACGUUGAGGAGAUAAUCAAACGCGUGCGCGAGUCGCUCAGCUACAUCGACGAGCUCAGCCCGGAGGUCCGCGCGCUGGUGCGGAGCUCGUACCAGGACGCGGCGCAGAGGUCGCUGUGGUUCGCGGUGUCGCUGUCCGCGCUGACCAUCGUGUUUGCGGUGUUCAUCAAGGAGAAGGCUCUACCCAGGUAGAACAAAAGGGUUCAAGUGCAGCGAGAUGACC